AAAUAUCAUUUUCUACAACAUGUUUCUUCUUUAUAGGUCCUCCUACCCCCCAAGAUGUAACUUAUAAUCCACCUUCUUCAACCUCCUCCUCCUUCUUCUUCUUUCUCCUCACCAUUAAUCUUUCCUCACCCAACAUCCACCACCACUUUUAAAUGGACAAAACCGAUAGAGAGACUCAUGAUUUCAUGAACGUUGAAUCUUUCUCUCAACUCCCCUUCAUCCGCCCCUCACCCCACAAAGAAAAAGGCAUAAGACUCUUCGGUAAAGAGUUCGGUGGCGGCAGCGGCGGUGGCGAUUCGGGCUCCAUGAUCACCGACGAAUACGACACGAACAACACCGCAGUCGCAAACCAUGAAGAUUCGAAAGAAACAAGCGAAAACAGCCGGAAAUUCGAGUGUCAUUACUGCUGCAGAAACUUCCCUACCUCACAAGCCUUAGGUGGCCAUCAAAACGCACACAAAAGAGAAAGACAACAUGCUAAACGAGCUCAUCUCCAGUCAACCAUGGUCAACGGCAGCUUUUCAGAGGCACAAAUGUAUGGUCUCAUGAACUACCACCGUUUCACCACCACCCCACCACCCUUUUACCACCACACAAACCCUAACCCCACCAUCACCAACUACAACCACAGGUUUUAUAACUAUAACAACAACAACACCACUUCAUCUUAUAACAACACUUCUCAUCAUCAAACACCUAUCAAUGGUAGUCCAUUAGCCCUUUGGAGAUCAUACCCUAAUGCCCAAAGCUCUACAUUUAACCGUGACCAUCCGAUCAACAUGUCGCCUAUCAUGUCUUCCAAUGAGGGGUUGCAAGCAUCAAGAAUCCCCACAAGCUCAAGUUAUAUGUAUGAUUCCAAGGUUCAAGAUCAAGUUAGUCUUGACUUGCAUCUUUGACAUUAUAUCUAGAAGCUAGUUAAUUGCUUGUCCACUAUUUUCAGUUUUAUUAGUUAAUCUAGAAGUAUUUAUAGAACUUAAUUCCAUUUUCAUUAAUUUUUUAAUGUUGAAGUAUCUUGAGUA
Messenger RNA from Helianthus annuus (common sunflower), 1019 nucleotides. RefSeq names its product zinc finger protein 8. Gene Ontology annotation, molecular function: DNA-binding transcription factor activity. NCBI's taxonomy places the organism in Eukaryota, Viridiplantae, Streptophyta, Magnoliopsida, Asterales, Asteraceae. Bases 153 to 896 code for a protein of 247 amino acids. Gene Ontology annotation, biological process: response to gibberellin; trichome morphogenesis; trichome differentiation. The transcript has a single exon. The record is from RefSeq and is a predicted model, not a curated record.